AUGGCACUGCCUCCACCACUCGCCUUUCCCGUCUCGCCAGGGACAGAUGUAGUCGUACCAGCGCAGCUGGGCUUUUUGGCCAUCUUCAACCCGUCCCUAGGCGCUACCGAUGAGACCAUUGACGACCAGAUCGUCUAUUACGCCUCGGUCAACUCCCAGCAGCAGAGCCAGCCUCGCCGCAGACACCGCUCCAAGGCCAAGCCCACCGACGGAAUCUCGCAAGACGAGCGCAACGAGAGACUGAGGCAGAUUGGACUGGCGCAGGGCAUGGUCGAGUUUGGACGCGGCUUCGCUGAUGGAGAGCCGACUGAUGUGAUUGAAACGGAAAAGUCAAGAAUUGUUCUCAGGGAAUUAGAGCCCGGGUGGUGGAUUCUAGCUUCCAUUGAUCUCACAAGACUUCCCCUUCCACCGCGCCUGGGUGGCUCUGCGAAGGACGUCGCGCUCGACAACGUCGAAUACUCCUCGCGCGAGGUCAAGCCUGCACUCCUCCUCCAACAAGAUCUUUUGCGCGCGCAUUCCAUCUUCCUGCUCCAUCACGGAUCAUCUCUUAGCGCCCUUUUCGUUCGAUCGAACAGAGCCAAGUUUGUGACUAUACUGAGCAGAUACUGGGAUAUUUUUCUCUCGACCUGGAACGUGCUGCUUCAUGGAAACCCAGCAUGCGCCGUCUUUGGCGGUAUCAAGAUGGCCGCAUCUGGAGAGCUGGGCGUUGGCGUUGGUGAGGAAGAAAGAGGCAGUGGGGAACGCGAAGUCCUUGAAGGGUUCGUUGGAAGAGUCGAAGGACUUGUGGACUUGGUCGUUUGCAAGUAUGGAGAUGCUGAUCUUGAUGCCGUCUCCGAGGAUAAGGCGUCGACUUCCUCGCAAUUACCCAAGUGGAUCGGUACCGGAGAGGAGCCAGGCGCUGAGGACGGCGCCAUCUUCCUCGGCGUCGGCAGUCUGUCCAGAAAAUCGUUGCGCAACGUCACCUUUUGGAUGGAGGAUCUUUAUACCUGGGGUGAAGACGCUUACGGCGUCAAGGAAAGUCCGACUUCCACGAGAACCAAGGGGAGGCAGCACAGAGUGAAGUCUGUAAGCAGCAAGACCGAGCAGGCAAAACAGCCAGCUGGGACUCUAAGCACUGGAGAAACGGAUCAGGCCAAAGACCAGGGUUUGGCGCUGCAAGGAAAGGCACAGGCGAUUGGCGGCAGUACCGCGCACAACGGCAGUACAACUAAACUGAUGGAUUAUCUCAAGCUGGGUUACGGCACACAUUGGUCCUUGGGAGGUCAUGACGGACCACCCACCAAAGCCGAGCACGAGAAUGAGCCCGAACCCGAGCGUGCCAGCACGGAGGAGACUUUUGCCGACCGGCCCAAGCUAGAGGCUCGCACGUCAUCUAGGCCUGGUGUUGACGACAGGAUUGGCCAUUACUUGAUAGGCUUGCAAGGCGAUGUCCAUGACAGUGGCAACGACAGCUCAGAUCCCGACUUGGAGGAACUACAGUCUCGAACCCUCCUGAGGACUUUGACGGUAGAGCUGGAAAGGGGAGUUCACCGCCUGCCCGAGGAAGAGAAGACGCAAGACCUCAGCAGUGGCAAAAACGGACUCCCAAGCUGGAAGCAUGGCAGCAAGAAUCACCAAAACCCAAAUUCACACUUUGACAGCCAAGAUCGCAACAAGUCUGUAAAGAUGCGCGUGGUCGUCUAUGUUAGCAAGCCUUUCAUCUACACUUUCCUUUUUCAAAACAGGACAGACUCGCUUGCUUGGGAUAGUCUGUAUAAAUCGCUGCACUAUCAACUGGAGCCGCUUCGCAAACCUCUUGCUCUGUCAACGCUCUACCGGCCCGAGAAACCAGACUCGGGAGGUGCAGCGAGCCACAUCUUCGACUUGAUCUGGGACCCCAGAUCACUAAUGAUCCAUUCUACAAUCCCUAGUAUCCCAGACACCAUGCCCACUUUGGCCCCAGAUUCCAAGCAACAGAACAGCUGGUCUCGCUUGGAAGCUAUGAACUCGCACAUGCAAAUUGUGCAGACUUUUGCGGGAACACGGCAGUAUACCGGUGAACUUGAGCGAACUUGUAAGACGAGCCGCGGUUGGUGGGUGGUUUGGGCGCGAAUACUGCAGACGAAGGAGGUCACCUUCACUGAGCCUCUGACAAGCGAUGGCAGGACGCCGCCGACUCUCACUAAGAAUGACAGUCAGGAUUCAGAAGUCUCAGAAUCGACGACCGAGUCUGGCGGCUUCUAUCCUAGUGCUGCAUCCUCUUCGAGCGGCAUAGCCAUCCAGUCUGGAGAGACCGCCAAAUGUUCCGAAGAAACCCAGAAGCCGGAAGAGUUGAACAAUAAGAAACGUAGGCAGAACAAACAGAAAGUCAGCAAGGAGAUCUUCCUUAUUCGGAAGGCUGGCGAAAGCGGGUCUAGGAGUCGUAGCCUCAGCCAGAUUUCAGAGGGCAGAGAAGGUUGGGCCGAUGGUGCCAGUCGGUUGGCCCAGGGAAUCGGCGUGGAUACGAAGAAGUAUAUUGAGGGUCUGCUUAGUCUCACGCAGUGA
This is a messenger RNA of Truncatella angustata, 2523 nucleotides long. RefSeq lists its product as uncharacterized. The transcript has 2 exons. Bases 1 to 2523 code for a protein of 840 amino acids. Gene Ontology annotation, biological process: vesicle-mediated transport. The record is from RefSeq and is a predicted model, not a curated record. NCBI's taxonomy places the organism in Eukaryota, Fungi, Ascomycota, Sordariomycetes, Amphisphaeriales, Sporocadaceae. Gene Ontology annotation, cellular component: Mon1-Ccz1 complex; intracellular membrane-bounded organelle.